CAUGUAAACAAGCUUAUUCUUUCAGCAUAAGUUGAAAGUUCUUCUCAACAUUGCAGCAGAAUAAUUAGAAUUUUAAUUUUUCUGUGUAGGGUACUUUCUUUACAUUUCCUUGUGCUGUUUUAACAAACAUAAUAUAGUGUGGACUUCUAAUAUUGAUAAUAAUAUGUAUUGCAGAUGGAAAAUGAUACUAAGAACUACCUGAAACAUAAAAUGGGCUUCAGUAAGAAGAUACUUUUGACAGAUGAAUUUCAUUGUCAGGAGGAUCGCAAAAGACGAAUGCCAGAUGCUACAUCUUCUAGAAGAGUGUUUCUUAAAAGGCAAAGGACUGAACUUGUCGCAGAUAGUCUGCAAGUUCAAAGUGCUACUAAAACUCAUGCUGAAAGAUCUCAAAAACAUGAUGAGUUGAAACAAAAAGUUAUCGAGCCUGAAGAAUUUCCAAAAACUCAAGACAAAGAAACAAUCACUGACCCUAUCAUAAAUAUAGACACAAGUCUAUUCAUACAACAAAAUUUAUUAAGCAUUAUAGCUGUACAAACGAGAUAGCAAAAUAAAAAUAUAUCCACCUCGCCGUUUAAAGUUA
This is a messenger RNA of Diorhabda carinulata, 580 nucleotides long. RefSeq lists its product as uncharacterized. Lineage: Eukaryota; Metazoa; Arthropoda; Insecta; Coleoptera; Chrysomelidae. The transcript has 2 exons. The record is from RefSeq and is a predicted model, not a curated record. Bases 175 to 543 code for a protein of 122 amino acids.